Staurois parvus is the source of this 473-nucleotide messenger RNA. The record is from the annotation of a GenBank genome assembly. NCBI's taxonomy places the organism in Eukaryota, Metazoa, Chordata, Amphibia, Anura, Ranidae.
UUAAUAUUUUUUUAGUAAUGCCCAUGUUGAGGGUUAGGCCCAAAAAAAAUGUAAAUUCGGAAACCGUAAUGAGUUUCCAUGCAACUGGUCUGGCAAGGUUUGAAUUUGGGUUUGUGGCGAUAAAUUGUUAUGCAUAUAAAUUGCUUUGAUCCACAAUCAAUGCACACAGAUAUUCCAUGAAAAACAGCUCCAAAAAUCAAGGGUAGCAGUUAAAUUUGCUAUUUUCACCUGAAUUCCAGGUUGGGCAGUGAAUGGGAGAAGUAAAGGGUGCUGCAGAAUUUGUGGGCUGUCAAUCGGGAUUUGUAAGUAUUGGAAGGAUACUAGGAGCUCUAUGGUCCUCCUGUGUGCGAAUUCUUGGUGGUUGCGGGACACUACUUGUGCUCGCCACCGCACCAGCUUGUACUGGACUUAUGGGACUCACCACGUCACCAAGUCAUACUGCAGUGCUGGUAUGUGAAAGACCAAGAUGUACU